Messenger RNA from Papaver somniferum (opium poppy), 2840 nucleotides. RefSeq names its product subtilisin-like protease SBT1.5. Gene Ontology annotation, molecular function: serine-type endopeptidase activity. The transcript has a single exon. Gene Ontology annotation, biological process: proteolysis. The coding region runs from base 124 to 2535 and encodes 803 amino acids. Lineage: Eukaryota; Viridiplantae; Streptophyta; Magnoliopsida; Ranunculales; Papaveraceae. The record is from RefSeq and is a predicted model, not a curated record.
CUCACUUUGUUACUAAUAUGACCAUCAACGCCAGCCACACAAUGUCUCCUCCUCCUCCUCCUUCUCUUCUCUCUUAAUAAAUCUUCAUCAACAGAGACAUUCACGAGCAGCAGCUUCUCUCUAAUGGCUGCAUUUCAUCAUCUUUAUACAAUAUCACUUGUGUUAUUAUCUUUGUUCACCAUUAAAGCAAUUUCAUACACAGUUCUUGAUCAUCAAAACACAUACAUAGUUCAGAUUCAGCAUGAUGAGAAACCAUCCGUUUUUCCUACUUUUAAACACUGGUAUGAAUCUACACUCAACUCUGUCUCUUUAUCAGUAGAAUUAUCUGAAAACAAUAGUAACGAAAAACCCGGGUUCAAAUCUCAGAAUAAUAUACGCGGCGAAAGUAGAAUUAUUCAUGCAUAUGAGAAAGUAUUCCAUGGAUUUUCAGUAAAGUUGACACCAUUAGAAGCAACAAAACUCGAAAAACUUCCGGGUGUAAUUGCGGUAAUACCCGAACAAGUACGUCAAAUUCAAACAACCAGAUCGCCACAGUUCCUUGGAUUAAAAACUAAAGACAGCUCCGGGUUGUUGAAAGAAUCUGAUUUCGGUUCUGAUUUAGUUAUCGGUGUGUUAGACACCGGAAUUUGGCCGGAACGGAAAAGUUUUCAUGAUCGAGAUUUGGGUCCGGUUCCGUUGAGAUGGAAAGGUGAAUGUGUAAGUACAAAAGAUUUCGGUCCACAUACUUGUAACCGGAAAUUGAUCGGAGCCAGGUAUUUCAGUGCGGGAUACGAAUCGACGAACGGGAAAAUGAAUGAGAGUUCGGAGUUGCGGUCGCCGCGGGAUACCGACGGUCACGGUACUCAUACGGCUUCGAUUGCGGCGGGGCGGUAUGUUUUUCCAGCAUCAACUCUUGGGUAUGCUCGUGGUGUAGCUGCAGGAAUGGCGCCUAAGGCUCGCCUAGCUGUUUAUAAAGUGUGCUGGGCUGCUGGUUGCUAUGAUGCGGAUAUCUUAGCGGCGUUUGAUGCUGCGGUGUCAGAUGGCGUCGAUGUUGUUUCUUUGAGUGUUGGCGGAGUUGUGGUUCCGUAUUAUCUCGAUUCGAUUGCAAUUGGUGCUUUUGGUGCUUCUGAUCACGGUGUUUUUGUUUCGGCUUCGGCGGGGAAUAGCGGUCCAGGAGGACUGAGUGUAACAAAUGUUGCUCCUUGGGUUACGACUGUCGGUGCAGGUACAAUUGAUAGAGAUUUUCCAGCUCAUGUGAAGCUUGGUAAUGGGAAGGUAGUUCCGGGGAUGAGCAUUUACGGUGGACGCGGAUUGUCUCCGGGGAAACAAUAUGAGCUAGUUUAUGCUGGCAGCGGUGAAGGUAGUGGUGGUGACGGAUAUUCAUCCUCAUUGUGUUUAGAAGGCUCGUUAGAUCCUAAAUUCGCCAAAGGGAAAAUCGUUUUGUGCGAUAGAGGCAUGAUUUCGCGGGAGACGAAAGGCGAAGUUGUGAAGAAAUCCGGCGGAGUUGGAAUGAUUAUAGCGAAUGGUGUUUUUGAUGGGGAAGGUUUGGUUGCAGAUUGCCAUGUUUUGCCAGCAACUUCAGUUGGAGCUUCAGGUGGCGAGGAGAUCCGCAGGUAUAUGGCGUCUUGCUCCAAGACCCGGACAAAGCCUACAGCUAGAAUACUAUUCAAGGGUACUCGAUUAAGAGUUAGGCCGGCUCCGGUUGUUGCAUCGUUUUCUGCUCGCGGUCCUAAUCCUGAAUCACCUGACAUUUUGAAGCCUGAUGUUAUUGCACCUGGUUUGAACAUCCUUGCGGCUUGGCCUGACCGUGUCGGUCCGUCCGGGCUUCCUACCGAUAAACGGAGAACCGAGUUCAAUAUACUUUCAGGCACUUCCAUGGCAUGUCCGCAUGUGUCUGGUUUGGCUGCUUUGUUGAAAGCGGCACAUCCGGAAUGGAGUCCUGCUGCAAUCCGGUCUGCUUUGAUGACUACUGCGUACACAGCUGAUAACCGUGGCGAAACAAUGCUUGACGAAUCUACGGGCAAUACAUCAACAGUUAUGGAUUUUGGUGCAGGUCAUGUUCAUCCACAAAAGGCUAUGGAUCCUGGUUUGGUCUACGACAUUUCAUCCUACGAUUACGUCGAUUUCCUCUGCAACUCGAAUUACACCGGGCGGAAUAUCAUGACGAUAACCCGGAAAAAAGCGGAUUGCAAAGGCGCAAGAAAAGCCGGUCACAGUGGCAACUUGAAUUACCCGUCCAUGAACGCUGUGUUUCAACAAUACGGCAAGAAGAAAAUGUCGACACACUUCAUCCGUUCCGUGACGAACGUUGGCGACGCGAAAUCGGUUUAUCGGGUCACAAUCAAACCUCCGAGAGGAAUCAGAGUGACAGUGAAGCCAAUGAUUCUUGUUUUCAGAAGGAUGGGCCAGAAACUGAAUUUUGUUGUCAGGGUUGAAGCAAGGCAAGUGAACUUGACUGCAGGGAGUUCGCUUGUGAGAAGCGGUUCGAUACAUUGGAAAGACGGUAAACAUGUCGUAACCAGUCCCAUUGUGGUUACAAUGCAAGAACCACUUUGAGAUUUUGUCUUUUAAGUUUUUUUUUUGGUAAUAUCAGAGUAAUGAAGCAAUAGCCAAUAGCUAUAGAUAUUAUUAUGUAUAAGAAGACGGAUGCCGCCGCUCAGGUAGAGAGCGUUUAGGUUGCGUAUCGAUGCGCGAAGUUUGCGCUCAUCAACGCCGUAGAGAAGAAUGUAAUUUGAGGUUUUUUCUAUUUCAGAAGAAUCUGAUCAGUUACGUGAAGUUUGUGUAUAGUAGUAGUAGAGGAAGAUGAUGAGAAAGAAUGUUGCAAGAGAAAAAUGUGGAAUCAUGCAUUGUUUGUUGGACUA